This is a messenger RNA of Zingiber officinale, 1505 nucleotides long. RefSeq names its product RNA exonuclease 4-like. Gene Ontology annotation, molecular function: nucleic acid binding; 3'-5' exonuclease activity. The transcript has 7 exons. The record is from RefSeq and is a predicted model, not a curated record. Lineage: Eukaryota; Viridiplantae; Streptophyta; Magnoliopsida; Zingiberales; Zingiberaceae. Gene Ontology annotation, cellular component: nucleus. Gene Ontology annotation, biological process: rRNA processing. The coding region runs from base 360 to 1187 and encodes 275 amino acids.
GGAUCAUAAGAACCAUAGCGUUGGUUGUAUAUAUAGAUAUCAGUGUGGCAGCGAACCCUAAUCUUGCUAAAACCGGGCCAGGGGAAGUGUCCGAUGGAUUCUGGCCCUUUUAACCCUUUUAAGAAGGGAAGUUGUUAAAAUAUCUUUGAAGUUUAAUAGAAUUUUUAAAAUUUCUUUUUUGGAUUUAUUAAACUUAUUCUGGAUAAUAAAAUGUAAUCGUAUCAUUAAUCAUUAAUCAUUAUUCAAACUAGGCUAAAUUUCAACCCUAGUUUCUAAGCCGACGUUAAUCGACGGGUCCUGCGAAGUGGAGUUCCUAAGGCCCAACCUGGACCUGAAUCGAGACGCCGGAGACGAAUCAGAUGAGCAGCGGCGAAGCGGCGGCGGCGGUUUCGACUCCUAAACCCGCUCCCGAGGUUUUGGCUUUCAAUCCCAACUGGGCGCAACUCCAGCAGAAGCUCAAGGCCCGCCGACCCGCUAAACCCUCCCGUUCCACUGAUGUUGGACCGGAAACCCUAGUGGGGUCCGUGUUGGGCAAGCGCAAGGAAAGGGAGGAGCCCGUUCCGGAUGCAUCACCGCCUGUUGCUCUCUCGCCAACCUCCGCUGAUUUCAGUUUGACGGAUGCACUGGCUAUGGACUGUGAGAUGGUCGGUGUGAGCUCUGAGGGGAAUAAAAGCGCAAUUGGACGGGUUACGCUGGUGAAUUCAUAUGGUAAUGUGGUAUACGAUGAGUAUGUUCGCCCAAUGGAGCGUAUUGUUGACUUCCGUACUAGGAUUAGUGGCAUCCGGCCCAAAAACAUGAAAAAAGCAAAGGAUUUCUGUGAGGUUCAAGACAAAGUUGCUGAAUUGAUUAAAGGAAAAUUACUUGUUGGUCAUGCUUUGCACAAUGAUCUAAAGGUAUUGUUGUUAGGUCACCCGAAGAAGGAUAUAAGAGAUACCUCAGAAUAUGAGCUCUUACGAAGGGGUAAUCGGACAAGAGGGCUAAAGCAUCUUGCAGCCGAGAUUCUUGGUGUUAACAUUCAGGAAAAUGAGCACUGCCCUAUUGAGGAUGCCCGAGCUGCAAUGUUUAUCUACAUGAAAUAUAAGAAAGAAUGGGAGAAAAACCUGAAGAAACAAUUCAAGUUAAAGGCCAAGCUCAACAAGCGGAAGACGAAGAAGAAAAAGAAGCAGAUGGAUGCAAAGAAAAGCUAAUGUCCAUCCAUCCACAAAAGCCAAAUGGUAUGUGGCAUGUCAAUGGAACCUCAAGAACUACUGGCAUCUCGUAUCCAAAACGAUCGUUCACAAAUUUUGUCCUUUCUUCCAACUUAGAAGCUGAAUGAAGCAACAGUGCAGUUCUUUUUCUGAAGUUGGUUUUAUUGACCUUGCAUUUCUCUUCCUGUGGAGUGGAGACAGGCUCCUGGUAAGCUCGACUAGGGUUUUGUAAACAUUGAGGAGCUUGCUAAACGGAGAAAAGCAUAUUGUUAAAAAAUUUCCUUGCUACAUUCCUUUAUUAUAAGAACUUCUUUAUCA